UGCCGUCUCAGUCUCAGGUCCACUCGCACAAUGGCGCACAAGCAGCUGUCCCUGGUGUGCGUGGUGGUUCUGGCCGCCCUGGUCGCCCCACUGCAAGCGCGACCCGAGCCGCCCUCCAGCUACCUGCCCCCGGCCAGGGGCGGUGGCUUCGGCGGGGGCGGCUUCGGGGGCGGCGCCAACAGGCCGUCCUCCAGCUACGGGGCGCCCUCGUCGUCCUACGGGGCGCCCAGCGGCGGCGGCGGCGGCUACGACGACCAGUCGGAGCCCGCGAAGUACGACUUCAUGUACGAGGUGGACGCGCCCGAGUUCGGCACCAACUUCGGCCACCAGGAGAGCCGCGACGGCGACGUGGCGCAGGGCAGCUACCACGUGCUGCUGCCUGACGGGCGCAUGCAGACCGUCAAGUACAUCGCGGACGCCAACGGCUACCGCCCGCAGGUGUCCUACCAGGGCGGCGGCGGCGGCUACGGCGCGGGCGGCGGCGGCGGCUUCGGCGGCUACCCUGGCGGCAGGGGCGGCGGCAACGGCGGCUACCAGUACUAGGACGACGACGACGACCACCGACUGGCGACCACCACGCGGGCGUCCCGCACCCCGCACGGCCCCGGGGAGGAGUGUCCCGACCCUGCGGGGUCCAGGACGCCGCCGAACAACACCGACGGCCACCUCCUCCUCUGGCGGAGGACCACCGCGUUCCGACUGACCUCACCGACGAACACCAGACGACAAGACUAGAUCACGCCCAAAGCGCCUUGCCUGUGAAUAGCGUUUAAGUCAACCAAUCGUAUAAUAAUAAAGGAAUGUGCAAGC
Molecule: messenger RNA, 810 nt
Organism: Thrips palmi
Lineage: Eukaryota; Metazoa; Arthropoda; Insecta; Thysanoptera; Thripidae
Product: pro-resilin-like
Exons: 3
Coding region: 31-543 (170 amino acids)
Cellular component (GO): extracellular matrix
Source: RefSeq, a predicted model, not a curated record